Messenger RNA from Physella acuta, 1180 nucleotides. RefSeq lists its product as uncharacterized. NCBI's taxonomy places the organism in Eukaryota, Metazoa, Mollusca, Gastropoda, Physidae. Gene Ontology annotation, cellular component: membrane. The record is from RefSeq and is a predicted model, not a curated record.
AAUCUCCUCUGGCAGAUCUAAACAUCAAGUAAACUUUCAACAUGGCGCUGAAGAGGGCCAAACGCUUCAUCGCCAACUUCGGCCUUCUGUUUACAGUCUGUGCUUUCAUAUGUAUCGUGAUAGCUUUUGCGACCCCACACUGGCUUGAAAGAUUCCCCCACAAGCGGAUGACCAAGGUUUUCGUCCGCAUGGGUCUGUGGGAGUCCUGUUUCAACGAUUGGACCUUCUACAAAGACUACCUCAGCAAGAAGUACAACGGGUGCUGGUGGAUCUUCCACUACGAGUACCGUCCCGUGUGGCCCUGGCUCAACCCACCUUGGUUCCUGGCUGUGCAGAUCUUGAUCACCCUGGGUUUGAUGCUGCAGUUCAUUACUGUGGUUAUGAACAUCAUGUACUAUGUCAGGUGCCUACCCAAAGAGAAGGAAGGGAAGCAUGUCAAGUCCAAUGCCAUCUUGAUGUUUAUAUCAUUUUUGUUUAUUUCUGUCUCUGUGACGAUAUUUGGAAUCAAAGCUGAUAUCGACAGACAGUGGCUACCCAAUCCUGAUUCUAACUUCCUGUCAUGGUCAUUUGGAUUUGCUGUCCUCUCCGGGUUUUUCUCCGUAUUUUCCGCCAUGUGUCUGGCCACAGAUUACGUCCGUAUCAGGGAGGAAGAGAUUAGGGCAAACAAAGGACCUGCUUAUGCCGUUAAGCCUAAUCCAAGGUUUUAGAAGAUAUUUGAUCUAUUAGGUAUGAAUGUUGCUGAGGAUGAAUAUAUGUUUUCAAAGAAUAAAUGUUUAAUGUUUUAUGUUAUUCAGAAUGUGAUGCUUAUGUUCAACAGUUUAUAAGCAUAAAUAUCCAUUGAAUCUUUUUGUAUUAAUGGUUAUUGUAAGUUGUGACAGAAUGCAAAUUUUCUUGUAUAUAUUUUGUACAGGUUGCAAACUUUUAAAUUUGAAUAAUUUUUUUAUAUUGCCUUAGAGUUACUCAACAACUGUAAUAUCCAGAGUUCUCAUUGUGUACAUAUUGUAUCAACCUGAAUACAUUCCACGACAGUUAUCAUUAUAUAAUUACAACUUUGAUCAUUUUAUAGAUGAAUAAAAAAAUAAUUAGGUGGAACUUUUCUAUAAAAUUUUUUUUUUUAAUUUCUUUCUCUCCUGAUGAAGCAUUCUUUUUAAAAUGUUUAAUAAAUAAAUACACCUACUCA